AUGGACGUGACCAAAGACAACAGCGUGCAAGCCGCCCGGCGUACCAUCCUGAAAGACCUCGCCUCCCGCGGACCCGAACCCGACAACCCGCUGCCAUUCGUCGGCCUGGUAAACAACGCAGGCGUGACGGGGAUGGCUCCCUUGGAACACCACGCCCUUCCCGAGGUGGAAAAAAUCUUCGCCGUCAACGUCUUCGGCCUCCUAAGGUCUCCCAUCAACCUGAUCAAAUCCUCCUACCAGACGUACGGGAGCGUCUUCACCGUGAACCUCUUCACCCAACGCAUGACCUUUUUGAUCGGCCCGGAGGCGGCCGCGGCAUUUUUCAAGGCGAGCGACAAGGAGCUGGGGCAGGACGAGGUGUACGGGUUCAUGAAAGCCGUCUUUGGGGAGGGCGUGGUGUACGACUCGGACCCCAAGAAACGGAAUUUGCAAAUGCAACGGACGGCGAACGCCUUGAAAUCGGGCCGGCUUCGGACGUACGUGGAAAAAAUUUCGGAGGAAACGGAGGCAUUCUUUAAGGGGUGGGGGGAGGCGGGGGAGGUGGAUAUCUGUGAGGCGCUCAGCGAUUUGAUCAUUUUGACCGCUUCCCGGUGUUUGCACGGGGACGACGUCCGCCAGGAGCUCUUCGCGGAGGUCUCCAAGCUUUACAAUGACCUGGACCAGGGGAUCACGCCCGUCUCGGUGUUGUUCCCGAACUUGCCGAUCCCGUCGCAUUGGAAACGGGACGCGGCUCGGAAAGAGAUGGUCAAGCUCUUCUCCAAGGUGAUCCAACGCCGGCGGGCGGCAGGGGCGGCGGAGGCAGAGGCCCGCACGGACAUCCUCCAGGUGUUUAUGGACAUCGAAUACAAGGACGGGAGCAAGAUCACCGACGACGAGGUGACGGGCUUGCUGAUUGCCUUGCUCUUUGCCGGGCAGCACACCUCCUCCAUCACGUCUUCCUGGACGGCCUUGUACCUGGCGCAAAAUAAGGGCUUGCAAGACCGAGUCUAUGCGGAGCAAGUCGCCAUCCGGGGGCAGGACACGGGGUCCGAGGCAGCGCUGAGGGCCUUGGAUUUCGACGCGGUGGGGAAAAUGGAUCUGUUGUUCAAUUGCCUUCGAGAGGCUUUGCGGAUGCACCCGCCCUUGAUCAUGCUGAUGCGGCAAUGCCGGCAGGACCUGCUCGUCCAGUCCCAGGAAGGAAAAGCCUACACCGUCCCCAAAGGGAGCGUGGUGGCUGUCUCCCCCUCCGUGCAUCAACGCCUCCCGUCUUUGUUCCCGGCGCCCGACAGCUUCGACCCGGACCGGUUUGCGCCCCCUCGGGAAGAACACAAACCUCUCUUUGCCUACGUUCCCUUUGGCGGGGGGUUGCACGCCUGCCUGGGCCAACAAUUCGCCUAUGUGCAGCUGAAAACCGUCCUCUCCUUGCUCUUCUCGAAAUUUGAACUGACUUUGGCUACCCCCGACGGUGCCGUUCCUCCCCCGAACUACCACGCGAUGGUGGUAGGGCCCACAGCGCCCUGCACUGUUAAGUACCGACGGCGGUAA
Molecule: messenger RNA, 1524 nt
Organism: Nannochloropsis gaditana CCMP526
Gene: CYP51
Product: C14-demethylase / sterol 14-demethylase
Exons: 2
Coding region: 1-1524 (507 amino acids)
Molecular function (GO): heme binding; iron ion binding; oxidoreductase activity, acting on paired donors, with incorporation or reduction of molecular oxygen
Source: RefSeq, a predicted model, not a curated record